UACCAAGGAGACGUUAGUCCCUGCCGUGGUGCUAGUGGGUGCUACUUAUCAUAGCUAGCCGUUAAAGUCAAAAAGGAGUGCUCUGGUGCCGCACGUUCAAGAAUACGCGCACUGAUGCAACAUGGCUGAGCUACAUGUUAUCGGCCAGAUCGUCGGGGCGAGUGGUUUCCCUCAAAACAGCCUAUUUUGCAAGUGGGGAGUUCAUACGGGAGGGGCAUGGCGUCUCCUGUCCGGGCUGAAGGAGGGUCAGACCCAGGUGGAUAGCCCUCAAAUCGGAAACAUGGCGUACUGGAGUCACCCCAUUGAUAUGCACUACGCGAGCAAAGGGAUUCAAGGUUGGCCGAAGCUUCACCUCCAAGUGUGGCACCAGGACUCUUUCGGACGCUGCCAGUUAUAUGGAUACGGCUACUGCCACAUCCCUUCAAGCCCCGGGCAACACAGAAUAAGCUGUGCGACCUGGAGGCCGCUCGGUUCCUGGCAAGAGCAGUUCGCGCAAAUGUUUGUCGGCGGAGGACCGCAGCUCCGCAACCCGGACCUCAUAUACAGUGGGGCGGAUAGAUACAGACUGCACACCGAGGCCAUGGGGACCGUCGAGCUGGAGCUGGGCGUUAUCAUGAGACACUUUGACAAAUAUGGCGUCGAAAGUUAACACUCGAUGAACUUAAUGUUGUGCAGGCAGUGGACUAGCUUGUUUGUUUUUUAACAUGGCGUUGUACUAUUUUUUUUAAGAUUUAUGUUUGUACUGUAUUUGUAAAUA
Solea senegalensis (Senegalese sole) is the source of this 757-nucleotide messenger RNA. It is a transcript of the gene b9d2, whose product is annotated as B9 domain containing 2. The transcript has a single exon. Lineage: Eukaryota; Metazoa; Chordata; Actinopteri; Pleuronectiformes; Soleidae. Gene Ontology annotation, biological process: cilium assembly. Gene Ontology annotation, cellular component: MKS complex. The record is from RefSeq and is a predicted model, not a curated record. The coding region runs from base 122 to 649 and encodes 175 amino acids.